AUGGCGAGGAUCGAUUCCGAAUGCAUUACAGAGUCGAUGUUGAUCGACACAUCUUGGUCGACACAAGAAGAUGUGUCGAUCAACACCAAGGCCGCCCGUAGAAAGGAGAUACGUCUCAUUGAAGUAUUGAUGCCGAAGGAAAGACCCAUAUUUUCAAAGGUAAGUAAUAACGCUAGAGUAUCACCAUAUCCUGACCGUCGAUCUUCGAACAGCAACAAACAAGUAUCACAUGAGUCAAAGAUUUCGGUCCAUUUAGAAUGGGAGGAUGUUAUGUGCGUUAUAUGCAUGGAACCACCCCACAAUGCUGUCCUCUUGCGCUGCUCGUCAUACUCUAAAGGAUGUCGUCCUUAUAUGUGUGAUACAAAUCUCUAUCACUCCAAUUGUUUCAAUCAAUUCAGCGAAAACAACAGGCGCCACUCAAAUGUGAAGACUUUAAGUUGUCCUCUCUGUAGAGGAGAAGUCUAUGGGACAGUGUAUUCGACAAGUGGAAGAAGAUUCAUGAAUGCUAAACCAAGGCCUUGCUCUGUCGAUAAAUGCAAAUUUUCCGGAACAUAUUCUAAGCUCGAUAAGCACUUCAUAACAGCGCAUAUGUAUCCCAAUACACCAAAUGUUGAUCCAUUGAGGCAAUGGACGCCGGAACAAAUACACAGGAGUGCUGAAUACAUAGAACAGAUGAGUCAAACUGAAAUUCCGUAUAGGCUUCAGGUUGUGCAACAUCAAUUUCCAUACAUUUAUCACCCCUCUAUGAUUCAGAGGAACGUUAACGGAACUGUGCAAAGUCUUCUUUACUCGAGACAGGAAACGAAUCACUUUGGACUCGGCAACAACACCACAUAUUCCAUGCCUAGACUGGAGUUUCAAGCUAUGUCCAUGUUUUAUGGAUGGGUUUCAUAA
Molecule: messenger RNA, 894 nt
Organism: Capsella rubella
Lineage: Eukaryota; Viridiplantae; Streptophyta; Magnoliopsida; Brassicales; Brassicaceae
Exons: 3
Coding region: 1-894 (297 amino acids)
Source: RefSeq, a predicted model, not a curated record